Molecule: messenger RNA, 1819 nt
Organism: Papaver somniferum (opium poppy)
Lineage: Eukaryota; Viridiplantae; Streptophyta; Magnoliopsida; Ranunculales; Papaveraceae
Exons: 2
Coding region: 1007-1756 (249 amino acids)
Biological process (GO): shoot system development; root development
Source: RefSeq, a predicted model, not a curated record
AAAGGCAAGUCGGUCCCAUUGAAACUUUUUCUUCCCCAUUGGUCAUCUUAGACGGUAAUGCAUGUGCCAAAACGGAAUCACGCCAUUCCUUUCUCAGCAGCGAUGAGGGAAGAAUAUGCGACUCGUACAUAUCUUGAUCCUUUUAAACACGUAAAUCUUCGGGAUUCAAAUAUUGUAGAUUUAACCUAUCCAGAAACUGAUGUCGAUUCCGACGACGAUUUUGAUGGUGUCGUUGAAGAAUUAACCUAUCCAGAAACUGAUGUCGAUUCCGAGAGUGACGACGAUGAUUAUGAUGAGGUUGUUGAAGAUUUACCCGAUCCAGAAUUUGAUAUUUUAUCCCAAAUGGACCGCGAUUUUGGUGAUGCUGCAGUCAUGUCGAGCAAUACUCUAAUAGAAGCACGUUCAGCAGGUCAUCUCUUGUGGAUGAAGAAGCAGAGGAAGAACCAGGGGAGGUUGGAGUCGUCUUCAUCUGAAAAAUUCUACAUGGUUUACGUUGAUGUCUAUUUUAGAAAGAACAGGGAACCAAGAUAUGGGAUUACCCCAUCUGUGCUUACGUUGGUCUCGUCGAAAAAUAUUCGGAGUUAUUCAAGUUCAUGCCUACUUGGUGGCAAUGAUUAAAGCUGCGAAACUGCUCAAGACAUAUAUACGUACAGCAAGACAAGUAUACUUAAUUGGAGUGGAGUAAGAAGGGAGCCCAAGGCUGUCGAGAAUCCAAAUGUUGGAAUUGGUAGAUCAGAUGACUAACAGCGAUACACAACCAUGCAUGUUGGUAGCACGUAGAUGCAUUACUAUCAUUUCCGCAUCAACUAUUUGUCACCCAUGGUUGGCACACUGCAUAGACAGCGGCAAAGAUAACGGAAGGUAGCACAUGAUGAAUAUGUUCCCCUCUUGUACCAUGUAGCUUGUGUAUAAAAGGAGCACCAAAUGAACAAACCUUCAUCAAACAAUUUCUACUUACAUAACUUGUAUAUCCAAAUACCUUCUUCCUCUUCUACAGAAGCUGAAAAUGUCUUCCUCAAACAAAAUUGCUUACCACACUCGCUCCACCAGUCUGCCUACCAGAUCUCACCCUCUUGCUCUUGCAGUUGAGGAACAAUUGUGCAAAUUGAGAUCUUCAGAUCUCACCUCAUCCAUCUCCAACAACUUGGUUGCUCUAAAGAACUUGUAUGAAUGUGUUGAGGAUUUCCUUUCUACCGAAGACGGAAAAUGCUUAGACGCAGUCUUGGACAGAUCUGUCAUGUUAUUGGAUGUGUGUGGAACCAUUAAGGAUGUUUUGUCCAUGAUGAAACAAUCUGCCCAGGAUCUUCAGUCGUCUAUCCGAAGGCGAUCAAAUGAAUUUGACGCAUACAUGAGCUCAAGAAAGAAAGCAUGCAAAAUCAUCCGAAUCUGCCUUUCAGAUCUUAAAAGAAACACCAACAAGAACAAUGAUCUCGUCACCGAAGUCAGCCUCCUGGCAGAAGUUGAAGCAACUACGCUUGCAGUUUUUGAAUCUGUAUUGUCUUUCCUAUCUGGGCCAAAGCAAAGCAACUGGUCACUAGUCUCAAAGUUGACCACUAAACGCGCAGCACAACAAGUUGUUACUGAAGUAACUAAGGUUGAUGCCGCAUUGAAAAACAAAGUCAUUGAAGCAAAAGAAGUGCAGAAGCCAUUGGCUUCCCUUGAGAUGAACCUUCAAGAUCUUGAAGAUGGACUAGAAUCUGUCUUUCGGUGUUUGAUCAAGAACCGAGUUUCACUUCUUAACAUUCUUAACCAGUAGAUCCAUAGAUAUAUUCACCUCCCAUUGGUAUUUUCCGCAUUUUAUCAGGAAUUGCCUAAUGGA